Molecule: messenger RNA, 1735 nt
Organism: Microdochium trichocladiopsis
Lineage: Eukaryota; Fungi; Ascomycota; Sordariomycetes; Xylariales; Microdochiaceae
Product: transmembrane amino acid transporter protein-domain-containing protein
Exons: 2
Coding region: 34-1506 (490 amino acids)
Biological process (GO): amino acid transmembrane transport
Cellular component (GO): vacuolar membrane
Molecular function (GO): amino acid transmembrane transporter activity
Source: RefSeq, a predicted model, not a curated record
CCCACGGCCGAGUCGUCAUGGGAAGCACGCAAGAUGGCCCGCAUCGACCGACCGGUCACCAAGCCCAUCGCGGGCCAGCUCGGCCCCAAAGACAAGACUGAAGGCGUGCCAAUCGACGGGCGCACCGACACGUCGUCAGACCAGAGCGUGUCCAUCGGCAAGCAGAUGGAGCUCGAGGCAGGCAAUGCGAUCCAGUACCGCACGUGCAGCUGGCAGAAGACGGCCGCGCUGCUCUUCUCCGAGUACAUCUGCCUCGCCAUCAUGUCGUUCCCGUACUCGUAUGCCACCCUCGGGCUUGUGCCCGGCCUUAUUUUCACAGUAGUCGUCGCAGGCCUGGUUCUCUACACGUCACUGACUGUCUGGGAAUUCUGCAUGCGCCAUCCCGAGGUCAAGGACGUAUGCGACAUUGGCCAGAUGCUGUUCUGGAACAAGAAGUGGGCAUGGUACUUCACUGCGUUCAUGUUCCUCAUGAACAACACCUUCAUCCAGGGCUUCCACUGCCUCACCGGCUCCAAGUACAUCAACACCAUGGCCGAGGGCAAGAGCGGCGUCUGCACGGUCGGAUUCAGCGCCAUCAUCGCCAUCGUCUCGUGGGCUUGCUCCCUGCCGCGCACUUUCAGCACCCUCGCCCACAUCGCCACCUUCUCCGCCCUGUUCACCUUCGUAUCGGUGAUGCUCGCUACCAUCUUCGCCGCCAUCGAGGACCAUCCCGGUGCAGGGUAUCCAGAGCUUGGCGAGCCCCAGGUCUUUGCAACCCCGCCGCCGUCAACCACGUUUGUCAUGGGUGUCAACGCAUUCAUGAACAUCAGCUACACUUUUAUCGGCCAGAUCACGCUACCGUCAUUUAUCGCCGAGAUGAAGGAGCCAAAGGACUUCCCCAAGGCGCUCUGGGCUGUCACCAUUGCCGAGAUCAUCGUCUUCUCGCUUGUCGGGUCCAUCAUCUACGCCUACACUGGCACCAACUACAACACGGCACCGGCCUUUGGCUCGCUGGGCAACAUCCUGUACCUCAAGGUCAGCUUCAGCUUCAUGAUCCCCACCAUCAUCUUCCUGGGUGUGCUCUACGCUUCCGUGUCCGCGCGUUUCCUCUUCUUCCGCAUCUUUGCCGGCACGCGGCACAUGGGCGAGAACACAGUCGUCGGAUGGGUGUCCUGGGCCGGUAUUCUCGGUGUGACCUGGGUUCUCGCCUUCAUCAUCGCCGAGGUCAUCCCUUUCUUCGCCGACCUUCUCGCCCUGAUGAGCUCCCUCUUCGACAGCUUCUUCGGCUUCAUCUUCUGGGGCGUCGCGUAUCUGCGCAUGCGCCGCGCCACUUAUGGCGCCAAGUUCUGGAACGCCAGGGGUCUGCGUAGCUGGUUUGGAUUCUUGCUCAACAUUGUGCUCAUCGUGAUUGGCAUUUUCUUCCUUACGGUGGGCACAUACGCGUCCGUGGAGAGCAUCAUCGAGGGAUAUCGCAGCAACAACUUUGGAGGGCCGUUCAGCUGCAAGAGUAACGGUCUUCUCGGCUGAAGCGCUCACAAAGGUCCAAAUCCGUUCCAGGCAGAGAUUUGAGUUUCAUCAUUUUCUGCUUCUUUUGCGUUUUAAGUCUAUUACCCAGUCACUGCAAUUGGCAGGUCUAGAGCGUGGCAUCUUUCUGUGUUCAGGGCCCACGGCAGAGUGGUGGAACAUUGUAUUCGUAGCUUAUGCAUUCUUGCCGUGUCUGUUCCCAUCUGUGAUUGUACGGUACGGCGUCCUUUGG